AUGUCUGCAUUUCGCGAAGACGUAGACAGAGCACAGGAUCACAUGUUCAAUGAAGGACAAGCUGGACGCGUUAAUGACGAGAUAAAAAAUGCAGGAUUUGAGGAAGCCGAAGACGAUAGCAAGAACUAUGCUCCGUCAAUAGGCGACGGAGACGACCCAACCGAUGAUGAAAGCAACGACCUUAAUGACCAGUCCAGGGACUGCGAAGACAUCGAGACACCAGACUACGAUCAGGACGGCGAUGAGACUUAUGAAGCUGCAGGGUCACCAAAUAUGGUCGUGGGUGAUGACUAUGCACACUUUGUUCGCAGCAUAGCGCAGCCAGAUAUGGCAAGGGCUUUGGAAGUUGGUAUUGUCCGACCCGAGGACGAGAUCAUGCUUCCUAUGUACACGAAAGAUGCUGCUUUCUUCCAAACACAAUCAGCUAACAUGAAUGAGUGCGACCAGGACCUUCUGGAAGCCAAUCUAUCAUAUAAAGCUUACUCAAUAACAGAAGGGAACGAGAAUAGGAGGAACGCCAUAAUUAACAGCGACGAGGUCUGGGAACAUAUAGCGGGGCCUGAGUGCACUAACGCGGCAGGCUACCAUGGGCACCGGAUCAGCGUGGAAGAGAUGGCCGGUAUCACUACCGCACAAGCCUUGUGUUUUAAGAUCGAAGACGAAGAAGCAAUGGAGGAAUCUGACGAUGAAGCAUGGGAACGCGACAUAAAGUGGUUCUUGAGUGGUCUUGGCGACGUCAUGCCCAGCCGUGACUGCUCAGAUCUGACCGUAUACCCUGCGCGGCGUGGCAGAGAACAAGUUCAUGCCGAGAACUACGUCUUCGAACUCGAUAGUGACAGUAUAAAUACGUAUGCCAUGGCGUUCCAUCCCGCAUGCUUAGAGGUUUUCAAGCGAGCCAGUAUCAACAAGACAGGGACCUGGGACGCGACAGAACUAGGAGAAUGGUGGAAGAUGCAGGGAGAAGAUCAGUCGCUUUGGAAAGAACUCCCGGAAGACGAGGCUCUCGAAAGAGGCCGCGAACAAUGGUGGUUCCAUCAACCUGGUGACGAGUGGCUUGCCGCGAACCCUUGCUUGAUUCCAAAAUUCACGAAGAUCCUGGCAGACUGUCGUGGUCCGAACGCAGUUCGUCGAAGUGACAGCCGUGUACAUCGACCGACUUCUCUGACAGCACUACCACGAGAGCUCCGCCACAACAUCCUCAGCCAUCUAGACACCAUCGACAUCGCUCGCGCCAGCCUAGCCAUCCCAAGCCUGCACGACCUAGCCCAACCAAUCCUCGAGCAACGAUGUCUGGCAGAACGACCCUACCUCUGGGAACUAUGGUGCAAAAUGCCCUACUCAAAAUGGACAGGCACGACUGAAACCGAACUAAAGACAACGCAAGACUCUCUUGACAGACAAGAAGAAGAGAUUAAAAGAGCACUAGAGAUCCUAGAAGAAGAAGGUCAUGAAGAGGCAUAUGUGGCUUGCAAGGAGUUCUGGACAGCUUCGAUGGAGGACAGGUAUAGGGAGACGUGUGGUUCGGCUUGGGGAGAGAAGCCAGCGUUUGUGAUUGAUAGGAAUCUAACUGAUUUUACAAAGUUAGUGAUUGAGCUUGAUAGGGUGAUGAAGCGUGGGGAGUUGAAGGGCCUACGGAAUCGAGAGAGGAUAUGGAGACGUUGUGGUGGGAUACUUGAUAGUAUUGUGGCGACAAGAGGCCAGACGGUCGUGUGA
Lithohypha guttulata is the source of this 1713-nucleotide messenger RNA. RefSeq lists its product as uncharacterized. Lineage: Eukaryota; Fungi; Ascomycota; Eurotiomycetes; Chaetothyriales; Trichomeriaceae. The coding region runs from base 1 to 1713 and encodes 570 amino acids. Gene Ontology annotation, molecular function: protein binding. The record is from RefSeq and is a predicted model, not a curated record. The transcript is spliced from 2 exons.